AUGGUUAUUAAAGUCGGUAUUAACGGUUUCGGACGUAUUGGUCGUCUUGUUCUUCGUCAAUCUUUGGCCAAUCCAGCUGUCCAAGUUGUCGCUGUCAAUGAACCAUUCAUGGACCUCGAUCACAUGAUCUACAUGUUCUACUAUGACUCUGUUCACGGUCGUUUCAAGGGUACCGUCGAAAAGGAUGCCAAUGGUCAUUUGGUUGUCAAUGGAAAGGUUAUUACUGUCUCUGCAGAAAAAGACCCAGCUAGUAUUAAAUGGGGAGAAGCAGGAGCUGAUUAUAUUGUAGAAUCAACUGGUGUAUUCUUGACCACUGAAAAGGCAGGUCUCCAUUUAAAGGGAGGAGCCAAGAAGGUUAUCAUUUCCGCCCCAUCAUCCGAUGCCCCAAUGUUUGUCAUGGGUGUCAAUGAACAUGAAUACAAGUCUGACGUACACGUCCUCUCCAAUGCCUCUUGCACUACCAACUGUUUGGCUCCAUUGGCCAAGGUCAUCCACGAGAACUUUACCAUUGUCGAAGGUUUGAUGACCACUGUUCACGCCAUCACCGCCACUCAAAAGACUGUUGAUGGUCCAUCUGGCAAGGACUGGAGAUCUGGUAGAUCCGGUCUCUCCAACAUUAUCCCAGCCUCUACAGGUGCCGCCAAGGCUGUCGGAAAGGUCAUCCCAUCGUUGAACAACAAGCUCACUGGUAUGUCAUUCCGUGUUCCAAACGCCGAUGUCUCUGUCGUCGAUUUGACCUGCAAGACUGAAAAGCCAGCCACCUAUGAAGACAUUAAGCGUGUCAUCAAGGCUGCCUCUCUCGAUCCAAAGACUGCCCGUUUCAUUGGCUACACUGAAGACGAAGUCGUCUCAUCUGAUUUCAUCGGAGACACUCACUCUUGCAUCUUUGAUGCUUUGGCCGGUAUCAGUUUGAACAACAACUUUUUCAAGCUCAUCGCUUGGUAUGAUAACGAAAUUGGUUAUUCUACCCGUGUUGUUGAUUUAAUUGUUCAUAUUGCUAAUACCAAAUAA
Cavenderia fasciculata is the source of this 1011-nucleotide messenger RNA. RefSeq names its product glyceraldehyde-3-phosphate dehydrogenase (gene gpdA). The transcript has 2 exons. Gene Ontology annotation, biological process: glucose metabolic process. The coding region runs from base 1 to 1011 and encodes 336 amino acids. The record is from RefSeq and is a predicted model, not a curated record. Lineage: Eukaryota; Evosea; Eumycetozoa; Acytosteliales; Cavenderiaceae. Gene Ontology annotation, molecular function: NADP binding; oxidoreductase activity, acting on the aldehyde or oxo group of donors, NAD or NADP as acceptor; NAD binding.